Molecule: messenger RNA, 1181 nt
Organism: Sphaerodactylus townsendi
Lineage: Eukaryota; Metazoa; Chordata; Lepidosauria; Squamata; Sphaerodactylidae
Gene: TMEM234
Product: transmembrane protein 234
Exons: 5
Coding region: 400-819 (139 amino acids)
Source: RefSeq, a predicted model, not a curated record
AGCCGUCCGACUCGACUGCCAUAACAGGUAGCCUGAACUUCCGGCAAUAACUGAAAAUCGCUAUUUACCGACGCUUCUUAGGGGUAGGGUUGCAUGGCGAAGGAAGCAUCUAUGCGAAAUGAAGAGAAGCGCCAAUAACAACCGUGAAAGCGGCCACUCAAGUCAUUAAUCCGCCAGAUUUCAUAGUUAUGGUGCCUGACGCGCGCAGUUCGAAACCAGAAUUGUUCCUGAACUUUCAACUUUUCUAACGUCUGGCUUGCCAGACAGAGACCAGAAAGAUGCUAGACCAUAGAGACUGCCCAGGGAGAGCACCACUUGCAUCCCACCAGUAAUAUGAUGGCUUUCGGUUUAAGUGACGCUCUGCACCGCUGUUUUGCCGCAGCUCUGUAGCCGAUCGGCAUGGCGUCGCUAGGUGAGAGACCUAUUUCCGGUGAAGUUGCAGCUUUGGUCUUGGUAGCAGCUCUCUGGGGAGGAACCAACCCAUUUCUGAAAAGAGGCACUGAGGGGCUAGAACAAGUGAAAAAGAAAAACUGGAUACUGCAGCUUUUGGCUGAAAUGAAAUUCCUUUUUCUCAAUUACAAGUAUGCAGUUCCAUUGGUGCUCAACCAGUGCGGCUCGCUCGUCUAUUAUAUUACCUUGGCUUCCACAGACCUGACCUUGGCUGUGCCUCUGUGCAAUUCUUUGGCUCUGAUGUUCACAGUGACGACAGGGAGGAUGCUUGGAGAAGACAUUGGCAGCUCACGUGCUGCACUGGGGAUGCUGCUGACUGGCUUGGGAGUGGCUCUCUGCAUAGCUGAAUCUGUGGAUGAGAAACCAUAAGGAGAUGGUGAUUGAGACAUGGCUAAUAAUGACCAAGGGACAGGAAGCUCUGGCUCCACUCCUGGCAGCUUAUGUGGUGGAGGAUCUUGCCAGAGCAUUCAAGGACUUGUGGGAAUGUAUUUUGUUCCUCCUUUCCAGAUGCUCCUUAGAGCUCUUAUCUGACUUGCAUAGAGCCUUGCGGGAACUGAGCUUGGACUGUAGGGUUCCUAUCAGCAGUGAGGAAUGCAGGACGAUGAAGGACAAAGGAAUCGGGGAGGGGGAUCCCUCUUUGGACUCAGGUUUGGAAUGGAACAAGUUGAUGUUCUGUUCACUUGCUGCUGUACAUGUGCAUUUUUGUAAAUAAAUUUAAGUGGCCAUUGUCA